ACAUCGUGCAGUACUUUUCUUUGGAGCGUCAGUGCAUCUUGAGUUACCGUUUGACCAACAUGGCCACCAGAGCUGAAUCUCACCUGAAACAAGAGGAGGGAGACAGUGGGCGCGGAGAGAAGGAUUUUCCUACCCACAAGUGCGGUGAAUGUGGCAAGAAGUUUCGUUACCUGAGUCACCUGAAGAGGCACUUGAGGACUCACACGGGCGAGAAACCGUACCGAUGUGAGGAAUGUAACAAAGGCUUCAGUCUGCUGAGUAAUCAGAAGAAACACAUGCUGACUCACACCUGUGAGAAACCGUAUCAAUGUGAGGAAUGUAGCAGGUGGUUUGGUAGGCUGGGUGAACUUAAGACGCAUAUGCGGAUUCACAGAGGUGAGAAACCUUACCGAUGUGAGGAACGUAACAAAAGCUUUAGUCAGCUGAGUCAUCUGAAGCGACACAUGCGGACUCACACAGGUGAGAAGCCGUAUCAGUGCGAGGAAUGUAGCAAGUGGUUCGUUACGCUGGUCCAACUGAGGUCUCAUAUCAGAACCCACACCGGUGAGAAACCGUACAGGUGUGAGGAGUGCAGCAGGCAGUUCAGUGAGCUGACUAAUCUGAAGAACCACAUGCGUAUUCAUACAGGUGAAAAACCGCACAGAUGUGAGGAGUGCAGCAGGCAGUUCAGUGCCAUUGGUAAUCUGAAGAACCACAUGAUAACUCACACUGGAGAGAAACCGUACCGAUGUGAGGAGUGCAGUAGGCAAUUCAGCAGGCUGAGUACUUUGAAGCAACACAUGCGGACUCACACAGGUGAGAAACCGUUCAGGUGUGAGGAUCGGAGUGCGGCAAGCAGUUAACUACAAGGUCACACUAAUGAAACGCGAGCGAACUCACGCUGGUGAGAAACCGCAAGUCUAAACAAUGUAACAAAAUCUUUGUGAACAAAAGCUUCACCACCAAAUGUUUUGCCAGCAGUUUCUGACUUCAAGCAUCUAGUUUCAAUUUUGAAAACGGUCAAACGUUUCAGGUAGCAUCUACUAACCCUCCAGUUUCCUGAUGUAAAGAUUACUAUUAUGUGGUAUCAUUUAAGUCACUAGUAAGGUUUGUAGAUCUCUUUUAGCACCGUGACCUUUUUUUCUGUUUUCUUUCAGUAGUUUACCAUUGUAAAAUUACGAAUGCAUGCUCCGUAGCCUGUUGAUUGGAACUA
Messenger RNA from Branchiostoma belcheri (Belcher's lancelet), 1192 nucleotides. Its product is annotated as zinc finger protein 678-like. The coding region runs from base 60 to 842 and encodes 260 amino acids. Gene Ontology annotation, biological process: regulation of transcription by RNA polymerase II; central nervous system development. Gene Ontology annotation, cellular component: nucleus. The transcript has 2 exons. NCBI's taxonomy places the organism in Eukaryota, Metazoa, Chordata, Leptocardii, Amphioxiformes, Branchiostomatidae. The record is from RefSeq and is a predicted model, not a curated record. Gene Ontology annotation, molecular function: DNA-binding transcription factor activity, RNA polymerase II-specific; RNA polymerase II cis-regulatory region sequence-specific DNA binding.